Molecule: messenger RNA, 998 nt
Organism: Emericellopsis atlantica
Lineage: Eukaryota; Fungi; Ascomycota; Sordariomycetes; Hypocreales; Bionectriaceae
Exons: 1
Coding region: 162-677 (171 amino acids)
Source: RefSeq, a predicted model, not a curated record
AUCCGCCUCGACACACGCGCACCAAGACACUCAUUACAUACAUCGCCAGCGACAUCAACAAGCGAGAGCCUGCGUUGAUCAAUUGAAUUGAUUGUUUGACCAUAUCGACACCUGCACCACGCCCAGCCACCCUGCGAGCGACACAGCACAAACCACACAAGAUGCCCUCCCUCCUCGACAAGCUCCAAUCCAAGCUGGAGCUCCUCCGCCUCGAGAAGCGCUACACCCGGUCCCGGCACAGGCGCUCGCACUUUGUCUCCGGCGCCGUCUACGUCGACGGCGAGUACGUCUUCCAGACGCCCAACUCCACCGGCUCCUCCAAAUCAUCCUCCCACACCACCGUCACCGGCACCCCCGGCGCCGACGCCCUCCACGGCGACUACUACGCCCACAGCAGCAACAACAACAAGGCCUACGCCCGCGAGCCCGCCGUCGACGUCAUCGCCGAGGAGGACCGCGCCGUCGAGGAGUUUCAGCGCAAGCGGAUGAACCGCUUCAGCGCCAUGCCCUCCAUGUCCUCCCUCCGCCGCGAGACAGAGACCCCCGAGGAGACGCACCAGAGGAAGAAGCUGAACCGCUUCAGCAGCAUCGCCGGUUUCGGGCGGGACUAUGACGUGAACAACAAAGCGCUGCCUGCGCGUCCAAAGGAGAGCCGAAGGUUGAGCAUGCUGCGUUGAGAAGCCCAUCUUGGUUGUUCUCCGUUUCUUCUACAAGUACAUAUAUUCAGCGCCUCUUUUCUUGUGCCAGGCAGGCACGCAGGAUGGGAAGAACUCCCUUGGGCGCGGCAAUUCCACGACCUGGGUGGCAUUUGGUUUUCUGUCACCGGCGGCUUCAUUCUACACGCACCUUUCACGACAGCUUCUUUGACACACGCUCAAGGAGCUUGCAUGUUCAUACGCUCUCUUAGACAGUACUUCACAUAGGCAUCAUGCAUAUCUCAUGACUUUUCAAAAUCACGCGGACAAACGUUACAUCGAGCUCCACGUAUCUACGACGGC